AUGGAGCUGUCUUAUGCGCGGCGAUGCCGCAGGCGAGUGGCCCGUUGGAUCCCGGUGGUCUUUAUCACACUGGGAGCGUGCUGGGGCUACUACGCCUAUGUGUUUGGGCUGUGUAUAGCCACAGUCACAUCACACACUGAAAGAGUCAUCUACUUGGUGUUCUUUCACCCGCUCUUUGUAAUGUCUCUGGUCUCCUAUUGGACAACGUUAUGUACAAGACCAGUAAAACCACCCAAAGAGUUUUGUUUAUCGGAGGCUGACAAGGAGCUGUACAAGGAGCAGGAGACGCAGGAAGACAAGCAGCGUGUUCUCAGGGAAGCUGCUAGACACUUGCCCAUCAGCACCAUCCCAGAGAUCAGAUACUGUGAGAGAUGUCAGCUGCUGAAGCCGGAUCGGUGCCACCACUGUUCUACCUGUGAUGUGUGUGUGCUGAAGCAGGAUCAUCACUGCCUGGCGCUGAAUAACUGCGUGGGAUAUUCCAAUUACAAGUCCUUCCUGCUGCUGAUCAUGUACUCCUUGCUGUCCUGCCUUUUCGUUUCUGGGACGACUCUCCGCUUCUUCAUUCUAACGUGGACGGAUGAGCCCCAGGUCACUGAAAGAACUAGUGACAUCCGCGUCCUGUUCUGUCUAUCUACAGCGUUUUCCAUCUUAUUGCUGAUGUUGUUCAUCUGUCACUGCUGUCUCUUAGUGAGGAACAGGACGACGAUAGAAUUCCGCUAUGGAGAUGCCUCCUCUGGAGGAGAUGGCCGUCCUCUUGGAUUCAAGAACUUCCAAGAUGUAUUUGGGCAAGAAAAGAGAUAUUGGCUACUACCUGUAGACACAAGCCAGGGAGACGGAUAUUCUCGGCCAUCUCUCCCUGAUGAUCCAGAGAAAUAUGCAGAGUAGAGCUGGCCUCACCUCUCUGGAGCUGCUGCACCUGGUCUCUCCCUACAUAGAGAAGGAUGACACCUACCUACAGAGAUCCACACCUG
Molecule: messenger RNA, 971 nt
Organism: Pseudophryne corroboree (corroboree frog)
Lineage: Eukaryota; Metazoa; Chordata; Amphibia; Anura; Myobatrachidae
Product: palmitoyltransferase ZDHHC20-like
Exons: 1
Coding region: 1-885 (294 amino acids)
Molecular function (GO): palmitoyltransferase activity
Source: RefSeq, a predicted model, not a curated record